Acinonyx jubatus (cheetah) is the source of this 4713-nucleotide messenger RNA. It is a transcript of the gene TAF1D, whose product is annotated as TATA-box binding protein associated factor, RNA polymerase I subunit D. Gene Ontology annotation, cellular component: nucleoplasm; nucleus; RNA polymerase transcription factor SL1 complex. The transcript has 10 exons. Gene Ontology annotation, biological process: regulation of DNA-templated transcription. Lineage: Eukaryota; Metazoa; Chordata; Mammalia; Carnivora; Felidae. The record is from RefSeq and is a predicted model, not a curated record. The coding region runs from base 346 to 1179 and encodes 277 amino acids.
GGAGCUAGGUUUCCCCGGGAUCCUCGCGUUGCUCGGCAGGUUGCCGCCACAGCGCAGAAGGCAGGCCCUGAGGGUGGUGGGCUCGCGGCUGUGGGCCUAGUGGCUGGAUGGCGGCCCACACCUACGCGUUUGUAGGCGUGCUCCGUUGUAUGUUAGUGAAGUUGUUAAAAUUAAGUAUUACGGGCGAGCACACGUUUUGUUAAUCUUCGUAAGUGCGAGAUAAUAGCUGUUUAUGUUAGCAUUCGUUCGGAGAAGCCACAUCAUGUUUGCCGAGUUGUCGGAUAUCUGAAGCAAGUAAUAAGUGAUGAAUAAUUUGGAGAGGGGCUUGGAGAAUACAUAACAGGAAUGAAUUCUCUGAACCCUAUAAUGGCAUCUGAUUCAGCUGUGGAAAUUGAAAAUCACAGUGAUAAUUCUUCAUCUGGUAGCAGCUUAUUUAAAACUCAGUGUGUCCCUUCCUCACCUAAACCGAGGCAAAGAAACCCUAUCAGAAAAUUUGUUUAUUCACCUGAAAGUGUUCAAGCAAAGGAUUCCUCUAGUGACUCAUCUUUAGAACCAAGACCAUUGACUUUAAAAGCUAUUUUUGAAAGAUUCAAAAAAAAGAAACGUAAAAAGAGGAAAUACAAGCCAACAGGAAGACCAAGGGGAAGACCAAAAGGAAGAAAAAAUACUAGACGCUCCCAAAUAAAUAGGAAACAAGUUAGAGACAAAGGAUCUGGGUUCCCAUUUUUAGAAUCAGAGCAUGAAAGAAAACCACUACCUUGGAGGAAGAUUUUAACCUUUGAGCAAGCAGUGGCAAGAGGAUUUUUCAACUACCUUGAAAAGCUGAAGUAUGAAUACUACCUCAAGGAAUCCUUGAAACAAAUGAAUGUUGGUGAAGAUUUAGAAAAAGAAGAUUUUGACAGUCGUAGAUAUAAAUACUUGGAUGAUGAUGGAUCUCUCUCUCCUAUUGAGUCAGAAGCAGAGGAUGAUCUUGCAACAAAUCUUGAACAUGAUGACGAAUGUGAUAUCAAAUUGGUGGACCAUAAUUAUUUCAUAGUAAGUUCUGAAGUACCAAAGAAGAAUGUGUAUUCAGAACAAGAGGAAUAUACUGAAGAAGCAGCUGUGUCUAAAAGGAGAACAUCAAGGUCCAAAAACAUUGGACAGAGGAUAGAAUGGUCUGAAAAGGAGAUAGGAAUAUGAAUGUUAAGGUAAACAGCACAGAGAAAAACAGCUUUUCGUAGAAAAUAAAGAUGAUAAAUGCAAAUAUAUAUGUCAGUGAUAAAAAUGAAUCUAAGGAAAAAAUAAAAAGAACCUGAACAAAUUAGUGAAACUCUGAAUUAUCAGGAAAAGCAUUUUAAAGCUGUGGAAUUGUUUACAUGUAGAAAAGAAUUAAGGCUUGCAUAGCAAAAAUAAUCACCUGAUAAAUAAUAAACAGGAUCCUACUGUUUUUGUCCAUACUUUGUUUCAGAGCAAGAGCUUAAAGGUGUCAUUUUGAGCAAAGAAGUAUGGAGAUUAUCUCCUGAAAACCUUUAUUAUAAAUGUAAUCACUAAUGAUUGACCUCUCCUCAGGAUACCUGAAGCCGUUUUUAUCCCAGUUUUAUUCAAACAAAGACCUUUAGUGUCAAACGUGUUAUUGUAAUAAGAACUUCCUAACUACCUAGACUGUGUCAACUACAAUUUUCUUCUCAUCACCACUGUAUAUUGCUGAUUAUGUCACUAAAUAACGCUGUAUUGAUUGCACUUGUGCUUGUUUUUGUUCAGUUUUGUGGACAAAGACUUAGACAAGUGCAGAAAAUAAAUCCUCUUUUGCAACCCAGAACUCAUGGCUCAAUAUGAGUUUUGAUACAUGUAAGAAGGAACAAGAUCCCUACAACCAACUAAAGUGAUGGUGGGGGGUUUGAUAAACUUGAAAGUUGGUUUCAGGACUGUAGAAUGACUAAAGCACAAGACAAAAGGGAAUUCUCAACUAUGGUGAAUUAGUAUUACGAUUUUAAUGUUGACAUAAAAGAUGCCUUCUUGUUGUAGGCUUUUCAUUUGAGAGCACAAUGUCUGGACUUAAAGGUAUGUCUUCUGCUUUCAGUGCAGGAAUGUCUUUUGGUGAAUUUUUGGAUCAGAUUUGUUUAAAUGUACUUUAUCAGAUCAUAUAAACCUCUACAGGUUUCAUUGUUGAAAGACAUUUUCCCAGUUUUAAUUUGUUUAUGAUGUGAUUUCAGAAAAAGAUUUUAGAGUUCAUACAUUUUAUAGUCACAGAUGCGAGCUUUACUUCACUUGCAGGAAGGGGUCCCCAAACUGUAACUUAGGUUAUGGCAAUAAUCAGAAUACAGGAUAUUCCCAUUUUAAGCAUCUACGUUAGCUUAAACUAAUGCAUAAUCUAAAAUGAGGUUUAGGACUUAAUAGUGUAAUGUUAGAAAUGAUUACACGAGAUUUCCUAAAUCUGAAUGAUGGAAAGGUUAAUUCACAAUCAUCCAAUUUGUUUUAUUAUCUUCCAGGGAUUCCUAAAUGGGAAGAACAUAAGUACAGCCAUAUUAAUAUUUUCCUGAAAUUUUUUAAGUCAAAUAACUGUAGUUCUUAAAAUGAGGCAGAAUCUUAAACAUUUUGCUGUAAUCCUGGGAAUUUCAUUGGAGUUUGUAAAAAUCAAGACUUUAGACAUGGAAAUCUUUUUCCUUUGGUGGUUCUAGAAUAGCUACUUGGUACUUUGCAUGUCUAUCUCAGUAUACACUCUUGUAACCAACCAUUCAGAAAAUCCUUAUGCGAUUAAAUUAUGGAAUAAGUUUGUUGUAAAUAGGAUGUUUGGCUUUUUGCACAAUUUUGAACUCAGAUUUAGAGCAGAUCACAGGUCUAACUUUUCUUGUGGAAUCUUCAGUUUUAAAACUGUAAACAGUGGUUGAGGUCUAUCCCGAUGGGGCUUUUUCUGUAGACCUACAUCGUUGGAAACGCCUCAUAGAGUAUAUGUGUGGUUUCCUUUAUUCACAGAACUAUGUGUUAGAUCUGUGGGAAAGAACUACAAGACAUCUAUCUGCUAAAACAUUGAAAGACCUAACGGUCAUAUAUUUUAAAUCUUAGGUAUUGGAGUAUCCCAAGAAUCUGUAUAGUUCAGGGCGUGCUAGUUUAGGUAAGUUUUUGUUGGGGACAGUGUAAUCUUGGGGGCACCGUUACAGUUCACAUGAUGAAUUUAACUGUUCAACUGCUGAAUGAUUACAGACAUGAACUAAAACUUGAUUCUGACGGAGCUGACGAUAGCUUAAAAAAAAAAAAAAAACCCAUGGUUGUCAAUUUGGAUGCUAAGCACCUAUUUUAGAUUUUAAUCACACAUUUAAAUUGUUCUUAAUCUUUUAUUUGGUAUUUUAUCUGUAGGGGUGAAUAUGAUUUGAACUCAUUUACGUUUAGAGGUAGGUGGAAUGUUUAAUUUUUGUUGAAAUUUAUUAAGAAUUCAAAAGUACUGAAAAAAUGUGAGUUGUGAGUACGGUAUCCCAUUACUGUUGUGCCUCGUAGUUAUUUGGGUAUGCCACAGAAGUAUUAGAUCUUAGGGUGCCUAGGUGGUUCAGUCAGUUGAGCAGUCCGACUCAAUUUUGGCUCAGGUCAUGAUCCCAGGGUCAUAGAAUUGAGCCUUGUGUCAGGCUCUGCGCUGAGCAGGGAGCCUGCUUGAGGUUUUCUUUCUCUCUCUCCCUCUGCCCAUCUCCCCCACUUGUGUGUUCUCUAAAAUUAAAAAGGUAUCGAGAUCUUGGCAAAGGUACUUGCCAUGAUAUUUAUACACCGAAUUGGACAAACUGAGAAGACUGCAUGUCUAGGGAGUAACAUGAAAAUGCCCCCUCCCGUCUUGUAUCCUUAUGAAACCAUUGCUAUGGUUCAUCCUAAUAACCUGUGUAUUUGGAUAUGUUACAGUACGGAUAUUGAAUUUAAAUUCUGCCUAAUAGCAAUCUGAGCUACAGAUUGAUUUCACAAUCCACAAGCCACAAUCUUGAUUUCUAAUGCAUCAUUUCUUUUAGUAUUUGACUUAAUAGUUCCAUAUGUAUAAUACAGAGACAGGAUAAAGAUAAUGGGGACUAGAUUUAUAAUUUCAGAUGCAGUUAAUGUAGUUGCCUCAUUGGAAUGAUAAUUAGGAAUAAAAGUCAAAUUACAUAUUACAAGAACUUAAAUCUCUAGAGAUAAGUUUCUCAGUGGUGUUGCAACCUUGAAGUACAGGGGUUUACAAUUCAGUCAUGAUUGCACUGCAUGGUAUCUGCAUUCAGCAGCUUGUUCCUGCUGGGUGUUCAAAGGACAGUGCAAUAUCAAUUCAGUAUCUGGCAUCGUUGGUUUUCUUGGCUUCGUGCAUGUUAAACCUGGUAUUUUUAUUGAAACAGUAUUCCUAUAUUUUUUCAUAUUACUGAAUUUGAGAUCAUCUUUGAUAGGAACUAAUGCUUCUCUUUUUUUCUAGGGUGUUUGAAAUUGAGAACCAGGGGUCCAUGUAGUCUGACCCUAAACAUGGCCCUAAAGUAAAAAAAAAAAACUGGAUCCCAAAGAUUGCAGGUGGGGAAUUCCUGAAGUAUGUCCAUAUUCAAGUGGAGAUUAAAGAAGCCCAAGGGAAAGAACUCUGGCAAGAUAGGACUGAUGGUGACAACUGUGGAUUGAACAAAAGCUCCUUUUAAAAGGGCUAUUUUGAAGAAUGUGAUUCUGACUCGGAGGAACGACGGUGCUUGGGAGUGGAAGGAAUCCCAUGUUAAAAUUCUUAAAUAAAAAUUUAUUGACUUUAAAUAA